AUGAUGCUGAUAAAAAAACAAGCGCUGGGACAAGCCCAGGGCGUCCAUGCAACUCACAGACUUUUUACAAUGACACGUUCAAGCACCGCAAGUAGUCUUUCCAUUCCUGCACCAUCUACUGCCUCUGCGAGCGACCAAGAUGCCGCGGCUCUUGGCCGCUUCUUCUACCGGAACAGCAUGAUCAAUGAGUGGGCCAAUCAUCCAGCCCAUCGUACGACAUUACAGCAACUGAUCAUGUUUGGUAGAUCAGCGCGGAGAAAUCGAACUCUGCUGAUGCAAAGUGCAGACUAUCUCCGCAGAGAGCUGACGAUCCGCAUUGCGCACCGCCUGCGUGACAUGCAAACGAUUCCGUUCGUCGCCAUGUCCAACGAGCAACUAGACUCAAUCUACCAAUUUUACUGGCGUACAUUCGAGACUUUACGCCGAAUGAGCAAGAUUGAAUCGGAUGAGCAGAAUCAGCACCUCAUUGAUGUUGUGACGCACUUGCUCUCCGAGCGUAAGAGUAAACUUGAUCUCACCGCGGGCAUCUGCCGUGAGUGUAUAUAUUACAUGGAGCCUGAGGCGGUGAAUCUAUUUUUGGCCCGCAUGUUGCGCUCGCAAAUCUCGCGGGAAGUGCUGGCGAAGCAGCAUAUUGCACUUUCACUCAUGCAGGUCGCUCCUGAGGCGAAACGUACGCCCAACGUCGUUGGCAUGAUCGAUACGCAAAUCCUUGUUGCACGCUCAGUCCAACAGAGCUUUGAGUUUGCUAAAUCGAGCUUAGCACGCACGUAUGGCUGGGAUGAGUCAGAUGCGCGCAUGCCCUCUGUUGAGAUUUUCGGCGAUCUCCAAGCGCAGAUCGCCUAUUUGCCGGCACACUUGGAGUUUAUCGUGCUUGAACUAUGUAAAGUGUCGAUGCAAGCGACUAUGAAUCACCAUACAAAGACAGGGCAGGUACCUCCGAUUCGGAUCCUCAUCGUCGACAGCGCAUCGAAAGAUGAGGUAAUCAUUCGUAUUUCCGAUCUUGGCGGUGGCUUGCGUUCUGUGCAGUCGACGGAGGCAGACAGCAAACCACGGUUUCCAACGAACGUGACUCGCGCUCGAGGACCUUCGCUCUUGCCUGGCAUAUCAUCUUUGCCACCCGUCAAUGAGGCAGAAGACACCUUGCUUUGGUCUUUCCAUAACCUUGGCAAAGAGCUUGAACGAAUGAACAUUCAACUCGAUACCACCGCCACUCUCGACCACAGCCAACUACAUGCUGACGGCGCAGAGACACCUGAUCCGACGUCUUCGUACCCUGGAGGCGAUGGUCUCAUGCGUCUUUCGGUGCUCAAUAUGGACUCGCGCUCUGGCCUGCCUAUCGUGAAACUAUAUGCAGAACUGUUCGGCGGGAAGCUCGAGUUCCGCGCGAUGGAUGGCUAUGGAACCGACAUCUAUCUCCGCCUGCCGAAGAAUGGCACGACCAAAGAGCUUCAUGAAUAA
Molecule: messenger RNA, 1458 nt
Organism: Malassezia globosa CBS 7966
Lineage: Eukaryota; Fungi; Basidiomycota; Malasseziomycetes; Malasseziales; Malasseziaceae
Exons: 1
Coding region: 1-1458 (485 amino acids)
Biological process (GO): regulation of glucose metabolic process; protein phosphorylation
Cellular component (GO): mitochondrion
Molecular function (GO): pyruvate dehydrogenase (acetyl-transferring) kinase activity
Source: RefSeq, a predicted model, not a curated record